Humulus lupulus (European hop) is the source of this 1053-nucleotide messenger RNA. RefSeq lists its product as uncharacterized. Lineage: Eukaryota; Viridiplantae; Streptophyta; Magnoliopsida; Rosales; Cannabaceae. Bases 1 to 1053 code for a protein of 350 amino acids. The transcript has 3 exons. The record is from RefSeq and is a predicted model, not a curated record.
AUGGAGGUAGCUAUGAUCCGGGCUAAUGUAGAAGAGGACAGGGAAGCCACCAUGGCUAGGUUUUUGCACGGUUUAAAUCAAGAGAUUGUGGAUAUAGUUGAGUUGCAGCACUAUGUUGAGCUAACGGAUAUGGUGCAUCAAGCCAUAAAGGUGGAGGAACAACUCAAAUGGAAGGGAUUGGCUAGGAGGGGACAACCUAUAGCUACCACCAGCCUAGGGAAGACAACACAAAAAACGGACGAGCAGCUACACAAUAAUCCAAAAUUUGAACCCUCGAAUGCCAAGCCAACGACCGCCACUACUUUAGGAGAGCUUGAGUCAGAGAAUGAGGAAGAAGUAGAUGAUGAUGCCAUGCCACCUUUGGAGGAUGCUGAUGAUAAGCAAAAUGCUGUGGUUGGAGAUUUAUUGGUAGCAAGGCGAGUUCUCAAUGUGCAGAUUAAGGAGGAAGAAAGUAACCAAAGGGAGAACUUAUUUCAUACUCGGUUCUUUGUAAUAACAAAGUUUGCAGUGUCAUUAUCGAUGGAGGGAGUUGUACAAAUAUUUGUAGUUGUGUAUUUUGAUGAUAUCCUAAUUUAUAGUAAAAACUUGGAAGAACAUGUAAUGCAUUUGAAAUCUGUUUUGGAAAUUCUAAGAAAAGAAAAGCUGUUUGCUAACCUCAAGAAGUGCACCUUUUGCACGGAUAAGCUUGUGUUUCUUGGUUUUGUUGUUAGUAAGAGCGGAAUUGAGGUGGACGAGGAAAAGGUGAAGGCAAUCCAAGAGUGGCCAACGCCUACAAAAAUCAGCCAAGUGAGGAGUUUCCAUGGCUUAACUAGCUUCUAUAGACUGUUUGUGCGUGAUUUUAGUAGCUUAGCCGCCCCUCUUACUGAAGUCAUCAAGAAAAACGUGCAGUUUAAGUGGGGGAAAGAACAAGAAAAGGCAUUUAAUCUUAUCAAAGAAAAGUUAACUAAUGCACCUUUGCUUGUUUUACCUAACUUUGCUAAAAUUUUUGAAAUUGAGUGUGAUGCUUCAGGAAUAGGUAAUGCAAGAAGGACGUCCAGUUGCUUAUUUCAGUGA